AUGUCGUCCAGGAAGAACCAGCCUGCCGGCCACAAAAAGGAUGGCAUUCAUUUCGUCAAUGCCCGGCCUGCGUCCGAGACCGAGAAGCUGAAGACGCAACGCCUGGUGCGCGCCCAUGUGGGAAAAUGGAUCUCCGACCAAACCAGGGAUCGUUCGACUGCCCCCGGAUCUUCUUCACACAGCGCCAAAUCCGAGCCAUCAUCAUAUUCCCUCGUAUCGCGUCCCCGGCAGCUCCCCGCGAUCAAGCACGUUCUCGCGCGAGAUCCCCGAUUUCAUCCCUCGCCCUCGCACGCCAGUGACAGCAGCGAUAGCAGCGAUGAUUUUGCUGAGCCCACCGAGCUCGCCGCAGAAACCCCGCGUCACGAAUUCCUGCCAAUUGAGGCCCCAGUUUCCGGUGUUCUCGACCCGUUCAGUACUUACCCCUCUCAUUUUCCGCUGGAAUUGGUCCAUCCGUGCGAAUCCCACUUAUUGACCGUCGUCUGGCCAGGGGUGGCUCCACUGCCGGAGGGUGAAACCGCCGGCCAUAGCUGGUUUCCGCUCGCCAGGUCGGACCCCGCGCUAUUUACGGCAUUUAUGUUUGCCUCGCUCUGUCACCAACGAGUGCAAUGGGUCAACCAGUGGAACCCGAGAACAGUAUUCGGACCCAAGCAGCAAAGUUUCCUGCAGCUGUGUGAGAUGGAGGCAAUCAAGUUGAUCAACAAGGCGGUCCGCGAUCCAGUCCGAGUCAACAGCGAUGCGGUGCUCCUCAGUGUGAUUUGCAUGGCUCAUCACCGAACGGAGGAAGCUGGGACACAUAGUCACCUGAGAACACCAUUUAACCCGCCUCUCCAGCGCCUCCAGUGGCUUGAUGUCUACGGAUGCCUGAGACCCAACAUGAUCCACAUCCAGGGCUUGGUCCAGAUGAUCAUUAUGCGCGGGGGUUUGAAAAACAUCAAAACGGGUUCUUUACCCCCGACGAUUAGCUUGUGGGUAAUCCCCAAGACCAGUCACGGCUUGCCGAAGGACCUCACUGACUAUGUAUCAUAUAGCUCAGAUAUUGUGACUUGCAGCUGCUUCUGCGUCCGCCCAGUGUUUGAGUUUUGGCCUCUUGACGAGAAUCACAUGGGUCUGUCCAUCCAGGACAUUCUGGGCUUUGGACCGUCCGACAUUGACCGUGGCUUCGGGCGCCUGCACUACAUUGGCAUCACGCCCGAAAUGGCCGAAGCCCUACAGGCUGCCCUGACGUACAUCAAAGUCGUCAAAUCGAAGCUGGGAACCACUUACACCGUAACCACCCUCGCCGACCAGCGCAACAUCACCCAACACACUCUUCUCUCUCUGCCACCUGCCAGUGCCAUCGAGUCCACCUUCACUAACCCGACCCACGCGGCUACCUACGAAGCCUGUCGCCUCGCCACUCUUAUUUUUAGCGUGAGCGUCAUCUUCCCAAUGCCCGCCCAGAACAAUCCCCUUCAGCGUCUUGCGCACCAAAUCCAGUUCGUGCUGUGUCAGCCUAACGCCUUUGCCUUGUGGUCCGCCCCACACACCCGCGUUCCCCUGCUUUGGAUCCUGAUGCUCGGCGGUAUCGCUGCUUAUGGCACCCCCGACCGAGCUUGGUUUGGAUCUGCUCUGCAUGACACUACCCGUCGCUCGGGCUUGUCCUCCUGGCCCAUUGUCAAGCGUGCUCUCGAGUCUAUGCUCUGGUAUGGUGCAGCGUGUGACGAGGCAGCAGAAUCUCUGUGGAUUGAGGCCCACCGGGCCUAUCCUGUUGGGUGA
Molecule: messenger RNA, 1755 nt
Organism: Penicillium alfredii
Lineage: Eukaryota; Fungi; Ascomycota; Eurotiomycetes; Eurotiales; Aspergillaceae
Exons: 2
Coding region: 1-1755 (584 amino acids)
Source: RefSeq, a predicted model, not a curated record